Messenger RNA from Diutina rugosa, 1683 nucleotides. RefSeq names its product rRNA-processing protein (gene PWP1). Gene Ontology annotation, cellular component: nucleus. Bases 1 to 1683 code for a protein of 560 amino acids. The record is from RefSeq and is a predicted model, not a curated record. Gene Ontology annotation, molecular function: protein binding. Gene Ontology annotation, biological process: rRNA processing. Lineage: Eukaryota; Fungi; Ascomycota; Pichiomycetes; Serinales; Debaryomycetaceae. The transcript has a single exon.
AUGAUUUCCAGUUCGACGUGGGUGCCCCGAGGGUUUGCCCUGGAGUUCCCGGAACAGUAUGAGUUGGACGACGCCGAGAUGGAGCGUAUCAACCAGUUGGCGCUGCUUGAGCUCAGCGAUGCUCGCGACGACUUGGCGGAAGCCGAAGCCGACCAAAGCGACGACAAGCCGGCGCUGGCGGCCCUCAGCUCCACUCUCGAGAUCGACGACGACUUAAAGGCCUACGAUUUGGAAAACUACGACAACGACACCUCGGAAGGCCAGGAAGUGACGAUGUUCCCCGGGUUGAGCUCUGAAGUGCAAUACCACGAAGGCGAAGAAGGCAACGACCCCUACUUGCUGUUGCCCAAUCAAACCGACGAAGCCGAAGAGAAGGCGGAAAACCAGAUCUACCCUACCGAUAACUUGGUGCUUGCCACGCGUACCGAGGACGAGAUCUCGUUCUUGGACGUUUACGUCUACGAUGACGGGGCUGGUGCGCCCGUUGGUGCUCAGGAGGAAGACGGCGACUUUGACAACGACGGCAUGGCUCCCGGUAUGGUCAGAGAACCCACGUUGUACGUGCACCACGACAUCAUGUUGCCUGCUUUCCCCCUUUGUGUCGAAUGGGUCAACUACCGCCCUGGCAAGCUGGUGGUGGACGAAUCGAACCCCAACAUCGGUAACUUCGCUGCCAUCGGGACCAUGGACCCUCAGAUCGAGAUCUGGAACUUGGACUGUGUCGACAAAGCGUUCCCCGAUGUCAUCUUGGGCCAACCUCAACCGGGGCAAAAGAAGAAGAAAAAGAAGGGUAAGGGCCACGUCACCACCCACCACACCGACGCCGUGUUGUCGCUCGCCCACAACCGCGUACACCGCCUGGUAUUGGCGUCGACGUCGGCCGACCACACCGUUAAGUUGUGGGACUUAAACACCGCUGACUGUGUGCGGUCGUUCUGCGAUAUCCACGGCGGCGCCACCGUGUCGCUGUCGCAAUGGCACCCUAGCGAAGCCCAGAUCCUCUUGACUGGUGGCUACGACGGUAAGGUGGCGGUGCUGGACGUGAGAAUGGCCGACGAGCUGCAGCUGACCAAACAGUAUAAGAUCGGCAACGGCCAGGAAAUCGAAUCGGUGAGAUGGGGGUCGCUGCCAGAGCUCUUCUACGCUGGUACCGACGGCGGUAACGUCUACUGCUUCGACGUGCGUGACCAGAAGAAGCCGUUGUGGACGUUGCACGCCCACGACGCCAGUAUCUCGUCGAUGGACGUCAACCCUCACAUCCCCGGGAUGUUGAUCACGCUGGCGAUGGGGGAGAAGGUCGUCAAGUUGUGGAAGUGCUCCCAGGGCACUCCCUCGAUGGUGAUCCUGAGAGACUUUGGCAUUGGCAACGUGUUGACGCUGUCGUUUGCCCCUGACAUCGAAGUGGCGGGGUGUGCCGUUGUGGGUGGUGUCACCGGCGACCUCAAGUUGUGGGACGUGUUGACUAAUAGUGGUGUUCGCCGUACGUUCAGAGAUGAAGUGAGCCAGAUGCAACAACGCGCCCGCGAAGAAGCACAGACGGUGGGUAAGCCGUCGCGGAUGGCACGCAAGUACCAGGGCGAGGUGCUGGAGGUGUUGAUGCUGGUGGAAGCGGGCGGUGACGACGACGAGCUGGACGCCGACGAAGGUGAUGUCGGUGGUGACGAUAUUGAGGAAGACCAAUAG